AUGAAUGCAGCCAACACUCUGUCACUUGAUGACACACAUGCCAGAAUUGUUAAUGUAGGAGGCAACUGCGAUUUUUAUAAAGGGAGUUGGGUUUACGAUGAAUCGUAUCCUCUUUAUGAUUCACUUCAAUGCCCAUUCAUCCCUGGAGAUUUCCAUUGUCUUAGUAAUGGUCGACCUGACAAACAAUAUCUCAAAUACAGAUGGAGCCCAACUGGAGGAUGUGAUCCACCUAGGUUUGAUGGCCUGGAUUUGGUCAACAGAUUUAAGGGUAAAAAAAUCAUGUUUGUCGGUGACUCAAUCAGUAAUAACCAGUGGGUGUCUUUUGCUUGCAUGAUUCAUGCAGCUAUUCCUAAUGCAAAUUUUACUACUUACCAUGGCGUCCCCAUGGCAUCCAUUAAUUUUACGGAUCCUGAGUAUAACAUUUCUAUACAUUUUAAUUUCAAACCAUUCCUAGUUGAGUUAGAGGAGAUACCUAAACGAAUUAUAAACAUCGACAAUCACAAACCAUUCCUAGUUGAAUUAGAGGAACGAAUUCUAAAGAUCGACACCAUUAGCAAGGGUGAUCCGUGGAAAGAAGUAGAUGUUGUGAUCUUCAACACUUGGCACUGGUGGUUCCACAAAGGAAAAAUACAACAUUGGGAUAAAAUUCAGGAAGGAAACAAGACAUACAAAGAUAUAGAUGAUCGUCUCACUGCUUUUGCAAAAGGUUUAACAACUUGGUCAACUUGGGUUGACAAAAAUAUUGACCCCAAAAAAACUCAAGUUUUCUAUCAAGGAAUUUCUCCUACGCAUCCGAAGGGCAAGGAUUGGGGUUUCCCACACACGACUUGUGCAGAUCACACAACACCAAUUAAUGGUACGACAUAUCCUGGAAUUCCAGAACCAGGAGUUGUUGUACUUAAGGAAGUGUUAAGUAAAAUGUCGAAUCCUGUCAUUUUAUUGGACGUGACAACCAUGUCACAACUAAGAAAAGAUGCUCAUCCAUCAUAUUAUACCAAUCAAGGUCGGACGCUUCGUGAUUGUGGCCAUUGGUGUGUGGCUGGUGUACCAGAUACAUGGAAUCAUCUUCUUUAUGCAUCUAUUGUUGGCUGGCCAGAAACAAGAACGCAUAGAAUUGAUAUGAAUUUUCCCGUAUUGAUAACCUAA
Papaver somniferum (opium poppy) is the source of this 1146-nucleotide messenger RNA. RefSeq names its product protein trichome birefringence-like 42. NCBI's taxonomy places the organism in Eukaryota, Viridiplantae, Streptophyta, Magnoliopsida, Ranunculales, Papaveraceae. The record is from RefSeq and is a predicted model, not a curated record. The transcript has 5 exons. Gene Ontology annotation, molecular function: O-acetyltransferase activity. Gene Ontology annotation, cellular component: Golgi apparatus. Bases 1 to 1146 code for a protein of 381 amino acids.